AUGGCCGUGAGCAAGAGCAAUCUGCGUUUGAUCCUGCUGUCCGCCUUCUACUUGCUUUUUCUGGUAAUCGGGGCCUCUAUCUUCUCAGCCAUCGAAGCUCCUCUAGAAAUUAGCAUCAUCCGUGACCUUCGCAGCACGAGGGCAGCUUUCCUCAAAGACCACGCCUGUCUUACAGAUGAGGAACUCGAAAAUUUUAUAGUGAAAAUUAUCAAUGCCAACAACAGAGGAGUAUCAGCGACAGGCAAUGUUAGCAACGAGUUAAACUGGAGCUUCGGCCAGUCCAUAUUUUUCUCUAGUACAGUUAUAACCACUAUAGGUUAUGGACAUGUGGCUCCUUUGUCUGAAGGAGGUAAGAUUUUCUGCAUUGUGUACGCUUUGAUCGGCAUCCCUCUGACACUAAUUCUUCUGACUGCAUAUGUCGAGCGACUGCUCAUUCCUAGCACUCUUUUCUUGCAAUUUAUGAACUCCAGACUUGGACAUCUCUACCAGCCUUUCCACAUUCGGAUUGCUCAUCUCACCUUCGUCGGGCUCAUCGUUUUCAUUUUCUUCUUCCUCAUUCCGGCCGGAAUCUUUACUGAUUUAGAACCUGACUGGAACUAUUUGGACGCUAUUUAUUACUGCUUUAUUUCUUUGACAACGACUGGUCUUGGAGAUUUGAUUCCUGGAGAUAGUCCCAAUCAACCAUACAGGCCACUUUAUAAAGUGUGCACAACAGGUUAUUUAUUGAUCGGCUUGACCUUCAUGAUGCUCUUCUUGGCUGUGCUGUAUGACAUUCCUCAGCUGAAUUUUGGUAUGUUCUUUCUCUUGAAAAGCGAUGGUACCUCAGAUCCCGAGAAAAUGCGUUUGCACCCUUCAACAGGAUUAUACGGGCCCAAGUACUCACAACAUAUCGAUGAACCAACGAUUCGACACGUCAAAGCAGUACCACAUCCUCAAUCUUCUUCCCCAGAAGACAACCCUUAGACGAAAUUUUGGUGUGAUGGGAAACAUAUCGUUUAAUACGGUAGGAAUCGACUCAAAAUUGAUGGCUUUUGGAAGAAAAUUUUAGUUGACCUCACCUAAAUCAUUGUUCCCUUGAGGAAUCCAGUAUCUUACGACCAAAUUUAUCCAGACACGCUGGAUUGACUACUUAUUUUGGAUGAACCAACUCAAUGAGUGCCCACUUGUGUUCAUUUAGGACCUAGUUUUAGGUCAUAACAUGUGCAUUGCGUAUGUAACUGUUCUUCCACUCCAAGUGCAACUUCUACAAGAGAAACGAAAAUUCCCCUAAAAGCCCAAAAGUUGAUUCUUUUUCACCAUCAUGGGCAACGAAAAAUUAAAGACGAAUUGAAAACACCGUUAUCGAUUUACUGGAAUAAUCAAAAAAUGAUCUCAUCAAUCAAUUUCGGUAUUACCUCCUAAUCAAAUAUUUAUUGGGGAAUAUGUAUUCAGGGUCUUGGGGAUGUCUGGAUAUCGCUACUCUACUUACUUAUGGUACUUAACGUAAAUGAAACGCUUCUUUUUCAACAAUGAAAAGCGGAAAAUGAGGUUAUAAAAUUUUAGUUUAAAUAAAUCUUAAUAAAUAAUAAAAUUAUAGAUUUUAAAUAUAGAAAUUAUGUUUAAAAACAAAUUGCAAUUUUCUAUAUUAUAUUUUAAACAAUUGUGCUGCAACGAUGGAAAUUUAGAAAUAAGUUUAAAAUUCAAAUGGAUAUAAUUAAAUAUAUAAAUUUCAUCCGAAAUGAAUCAUAUAAUAAAUCGAAUCGUGUAAAGUGGAAAAGUACAAGACAUUUAAUUAAAAUUCUCAUUAAUUAUUAAAUUAAUAAUUUAAUUAAGACUCGCAGAUUUUCUAAAAAAUAUUCAUCCCUCAUCGUGAGCAUUAUAGUUUUCAUAAUAAUAUUCUUCUAGAACCAUAUUCUUCUUUUUACAGAAACUGGAAAGUUGCUGCCAUCAGGUCACAUAUUAUCUCAUCUUGCAGCACGUGCUCAGUAAUUUACAACACUUUCUAUGAACGUAGCACUUUAAUAAUAACCUGAUGAAUAACAACUAUUCUUUAUUGUUAGGCACUUUUAAGGAAUAUAUUUAAAUGAAAGCAUUAAUUCGCGCUAAUACGAGUAAGAUAAUUAGAAAGGAUUCUGAUGAAUGACAUCUGGCAAUCACCGAAACUUCUAGGCUAUGUCGUGCUCAUAAAUGGUGAGAAUAGAAAUAUCAAAAACUUGUUAGAAGUUUGACAAGGUUGUAUAGUAAUGAUUGCAAAACUUUUUAAUCAGGAUAUCUUGCAAGUUUAUAUAUAGGUGUCAACUUGGUCAUGUUAAUGAUUUAUGGGCGGCUGAUAUCCAAUUAAAAAUUAAUCCUACUUCAUUGAUGCCAUCAGCAUUUUCUUUCAGCUCUCAAAGACCCCGGAUGAAGUCACUGCUUGAUACCAUUCUCCUGUUAUCAAACACUUUUCAGGAAGAAGAUUUAUCGAAGUAGGCAUAUUAAAAAUGGAUUUUAAUUGCUGAAACUGCAAACAAGGUCGGAUAUGUUGGUCCGUUCUGUUUCGAGCUUUAGCCAGAGUGAAUGCUAAUUGAAGAUAUUUGAAAAUUAUGUGAAGACUAAUUUUGUGGUAAUCCUUUUGAAUCUCCUAGUUCAACUGUCAGCAGAAUGCUAUAAAUGAAUUAGAUGAUGUGUAUGUUGUUUGAUGUCCUUCUUGUACCUUCUUCUUAACCCCAAAAACCUAUUGCAUAUCGUCCUUUUUCCUAGAAUUUCAAUGUCAACCUUAUACCAACAUCCUUAAAAUACUAAGGAAAUUUAAUGAAUUGAACUGUUGUCGUUUCAAUUCAGAUUCUCUAUAAUAGUUGAUGUUAUUUGGACAUGUGAAAGUUUAUGGUCGUUUGAAUGGAAUAGGAUUUUAUGAUCUAGUUAUUAUUUAUCAUAAUUUGCUGUGCAAAACAUCAUUGAGUGUAUUUAUAUAUGCAAAAUAUUAUAUCCUACUUCAUAAUGUAAGACACUUUACAAAUAAUAAAUGUGCAAUAAAUAAUUAGCACAUCGAAGGUAGAUAAAUCUACAUUUUAAAUAGUUAGAGUUAAAAUAUAUAUUUUUUUCUCAUCAGAUUAACUGUCUUGAAGAAUUUAUAGUCUGUUUUUUUCUAUAACAGUAAAAGCGUCUAUAAAAAGAACGCUAUGAUCUCAAAAUAAGUAAAAUAAGUAUUUCAUGAAAUUGGUUUUUCUAUCGCGUGAAAAAAGCAUAUUUUUCAUUUAUGCAAAGUCUUCUGAAUAUACAAUAAACAAGUAUUAAUAUUGCUGCAUACUCUAUUAAAUUUUGUUAUAGCUUAAGGAAAUGAAUAAUUAUAUCGAGAUAUAAAUUUAAACCCAUGCAGCUUAGUUUAUUUUAUAGAAAAAUAAAAUUACUUUCGAAUGAAAGUAAAUUAUGCUGAAAAUGUUCCUGCUUUCAGACAUCAUCGAAUUUUAAAAUUUGCUUAUCUUGUUGCAAGUUGAUUUUAGUAAAUUUUAUAAGAUCUUCAAGAUCAUUGUUAUAAUAUUUUGUAUGCUUUGUAAAUUAUUCUUCUGAAUAAUUAUACAUUUUGGAUCUUUUCUUUAAUUUUCAGACUAUAUCAGUUUUUCAGGCACUAAACAAUAAUCUGAGAAAUAUUGAUAUAUUUUAUGGCAUACACAGCUAUUUAUAGAGGUAAAAAUAAACUAAUGAUAAACUUUAUGUAAAUGUUUUCAAAUUAUAAAAAAUAUUUUUAUGCUGCCGAAAUGAGUAAGCUUGGGUAAAAUAAAAACUCAAAAUGCAAAGUGAUAGUGCUGCAAUUUUAAAAACAUAUGUAUUUUGCAAUGGCGUGGCGAGGAUGAAUGACUUUCAGACGCAAUACUUAUCUUUCCCAAACGUCAAAUUUGUGGUCUCCUAGCUUUAAACACGAAAUCAGUGGCAACUCGCCAAAUAAAAAAGUUAGCAAUGAUGCAAAAAAUAUCUAUUAAGCAAUGGCAAUUAAAAAAAACUGCUUUACCCAUUAAUAGCCUAAUACUUUUAAUUUCAAAGCCAGAUAUGACGUUUGUUACAUUCCAAAAAUAUUAAAUAGCCAGUAUAUGAUAUAAGUUCCUUGUAAUUUUGUCAUAAAAGAUUAUGAAUGUUGAUUGAGCAGAACCUCCCUCUCACCACUGACACUUCAAUCUGAUAAUACUCGCCCCAAAAUUAAUAUCAAAUAAAAUAUGCAAUAAAUUAUUUGCAUCGUUUCAUUGCUUUUAAUAAAAUUAAUAAUCAUUGAUAUCUUUUGAUAAAAGUUAUCAUUUGAGAAAAUUAUCCUCUAACAUAAGAAAAUAAAUAUUCAAUAAACCAAAAGUGUUUCUAACCAGACAGCAAAAAUCGAAAGUGGCCAAUGAGAAAGAGAGGAUUGAGAGAACGAAUUUUAGAUGGGAAUGAAAAGAAAGAGGAAAUCAGCUUAUUGUGCUCCAAGGCUGGGCUGGUCUGAGGGCAACUUUAGUGCUUCUAAACUCAAAGGGAGAAAAGAUUGCUUUUAGUCCCCAAAUUAAUCAAUCAAUUGUGACGAGCCACGAACUGCGUUUCUCUUACUUGCUGUUUCAUUUUUCGUCUUCUAUUCACGUUUUUAUUGUCCUUUUUCCACUUUCUUUCAUCAUGGAACUCUCAGAGGGAAGAGGUAAACAAAGUAGAAGAAAAUAAUUGCAGGGAAUGUUGCAACUCUGCACCCUAUUUGGAUAAGUUGCUACUGUACAGGAUACAACAAAAAAAAAUCAUCGUUAUGUUCCUCUCUCUAAAAGUUCUGGCAGAGGUAAUCAGUUAUAAUUAAUACCCUUAUCCACUCCUCGCUACGUCACUGAUAUAAACUUCGUGUUUAUUUUUGCUUCAAAAUAAAUAAAAUAUCAUAUCAUUGUUGCACUUUACUAAUAAAGUAAUAUUAUGUGCUUUCCUUAGCUUGCUUAUUAAGUACGGAUGUUAGAAGAAAAUUUUUGAAGAACUUAUAAAAUGGCAGAAUUUAUAAGUGUUAUUGAAAAUAUAGAAUAUGAUUAUCUGUGUUUUAUAUGUGGUUGGAAAAAAAGAAAUACUUUAUAAAAAAAACUUUUAAAGCUAAUCACUGUAUCUACCGAUAGAAUUUCCUAUAAGGAAAUCUAAGCUCAUCUAGAUAGUAUUUAAUGUGAAUUUUCUCGGUAUUUAAAACAUUUAAAAAAAUAAUUUUAGUUUACACCGAAUCUAAAUAUGUGACUCGCUUUGUUAUUUAUACCAAUCUAUGAAAAUAAAAAUUUUUAGAGGCAAAUAAUUUAAAAGCUCCUUUAAAAAGUGGAUUGUUUUUUAAAUUCAAUUUAAGAAAAAUUUCAGGAAAAGCAUUUCUUCGGACUAAUUAAUUAAACUACAUUAAGUUAUAUCUUAUAGUAACUACGUUAAACUGAAGAACAGUUCUGGUGUUUCCUUCUACAAAUUAAACAAAGAGAAACUUAUUUGCCUCAUUAGACGGAAUGGUUGCAUGACAAUUGAUUAAAAAAAUAAUCAGAUACUCUCAGAGAGCCCUUGAUACUGAAUGCCUAUCACGAAAAAAAAAUCAAACUAGGAAUUGUAAGACAUUUCAAACUGUGCUGCAUUUAGUAAUUUUGCAUUUGUAAAACACUUUCUUAAUAGAUAUGUUUUUAAAAGGUGAUUAUUUUUAUUCAUUUUUUUCACAGUUUUACGAUCAAACAUCAUUUAACUUUUGGUCAUCAGCUUUUGGUUCAAAAAUUAAGUAGAAUUUUAAAAUUGCGGUUAAUUUACUAGAAAUUUCUGCGUUACCAGUUUGAAAAUAUUUAUCUACUCUGAGCCCUUCUAAGCGUCUUUCAUGUUAAAAUGAAGAAUCUAGAACCUUUUACACUUAUACACCGACCCUCUUGAAUCAGCCAUUGUGAUUUGGCAAAGUGAUCAGAUUCUGUGAUUCUCUGAGACACUACAGAAUUUUGAUUCUCUGUUCUGACUUAAAAUGGGAUUUAUUGAGUUACAUGUCUCUCUAGUCAUACUUUUCAUUUAUCAUUCAUUUAUUUUUAUUAAAUAGUUGAUAUAAAUAAUUGACUAUUUGUAUGAGGAAAUUGGGAAUUUGGGACACAGUGUUAUUUUAUAUUGUAACCAUAAGACGUAAACCUGAAUAUGAUCCAUAUGGAUGAAUGAGCCUGAAAGAGGAAUAAUAAGAAAAACAGCAUUUUAUUUUAAUUUUAUUUUUUAAAAUAAUUAAUUAUACUAAAAAAUGAUUCACGGGUUCAUUGCCUUGCAAAUUAUUGAAGAGUUUUCAAAUCUUAGAAUAAGAAAGAAACGUUUUAGAUCUUUGAUGUCUGAAAAAGAUUUCGACAGCGCCUUAUUUAAGAAAAAAAGGGGAACUUUUAUCUGCAAAGUUUUGUCAUCGCUUAUAAUAGAAUGCACGAUCGCCUUUUAUUUCAUCAGAUAUUCAAAUGCAUCCGUGGAUUCUACCGUUACGGUCGUAAUAUAUCUCAGAUCAUUAGAAUUCAUUCCAACCCUUCGAUUCUAUUUAAAAGACACCUUUAGUUUUAGUGAAAAUUCAGGUAACCGAUGUAGGGUUUUUAACAAUUUUUUACUAUAUAAGAUCUCUAUACAAGAUUUUUAUCUGAUAUGAAAUUACCGGUUUCUCUGUUUUCAAAUGAGACGCCCUUAACAUUCCAAAAUUCGGCUAGUGUGGUUUCUGAUGCGAAGGUAUCGCUGCACUUUUUCGCACCAUUCGUUUUCUUAAACCACAUGAAUUAUCGAUCCUUAAUGGUCUUUGUACAGAAGUCAAACCUUUUAAUGGAUGACUCGUCGCGUUUUGAGGAGAGUUUAUGAACCUGAAAUAUUUGCCCAUUCGUCGCAAAAAGUUUUUAAAUUAUAAAUGAAAUUGAGAUAAAAUCCCCGAUAGUUAUUACUCUAUCCAACAUAAAACUCGUCCAGGUAUGAAUUUUGAAGAAAAAUUUUUAUUGCCAUGUUUACUAUUAAGAAUCAACUGCAACUAAAGCAAGCAAUGUAUUAAAGUUAGAAAAUAUGUAUUGCUUCACAUAAAUCGAAAACGGUGAAGUGCCAAAAUACAUUAUCGUAUUUUUAUCAUAGACUAUUGAUAUAAAAAUACACGAAUAUUAUGUUGGAGGUUAACAAAAUUUUAAAAUAAUCAUUGACGAGGGGCACGCUCUUCAGACAUUGAAUGUUGAUUUUAAUUGAAGAUUUUAGAUAAUAUUUAUAGAAUUAGAAACAAAUAUAGAAAUAUGGAAUCUAGCUAACUGAAGGUGAUGAGUUUUUUUUAAUUUUAAAUCAAAUACUUUACCAACAAAUAUUAUUGAAAAGAUGAUACAUACAGGUAACCCUCGUAUAACACAAUUGUUAUCGUACCUAAAAGAAACCCAUAUUAUACGAAUUCGUUCCAUGCAAAGUAAAGAAGUAGGGCUCUAAAAAUUAAUACUCUACUUGUUAGUUUCCCUAAAAAAGCCAUUUUAUGCGAGUUCGUUCUUUACGAAAAAAAGAAAUAGUAUAAAAAAAGGAGGAAGAAUCAUGAAAUUCAUAUAUAUUAUUUCUAGAACUAAGCGGAAAAGGCCAAAUUUGCAUUACAUUGACAAAUUUAUAAUAUUGUUAUAAUACGAUAUUCAGAGGUUACCGCUUUUUGUACAGCUAUCAAUCCAGGUACUAAGGGCUUUUCGAUCUCAUGAGUUGUUAUGUUGUUGAGUCCAACUCAUGAGUUGUAUGAGUUUGGACAAGAUGUCGUAUUUAUAGGGAUAUAACAACCAGCAGUAUCGACAACUAUAAUUUUAUGCUCCUUUCUCUCUAUUGUCUGGAUUAUUGCUUCAUAAAAAUGCAAAUUCUUAACUGCGGCAUUUAUGAAUCUCUUUCCACAUCUAGUCAACAAGUGUAACCAUUACUUUUUAUUCAGGUGAAAUGAAAUACUAGUUAAAAGUUAUUUUUUUAUUUUCGUUUGGCAUAUAUUAGGAUCUAUUUAAAAUUUUAAAGAUAAAGAUUUUGAAUUCCAAUUUGAUGCAUCUAUGCUCAAAUGACAAAAUAUUCUUCGCUAUCUCGUAGAUAUUUCUAAAUCGAAAUAAUUUUUCAUGCUAGCAUUUACGAAUUAUUCGGAAAUUUCCUUCAAUUCAAAUGUGACUUUUUGGUUUUUAAAUACGUUCCAUAUUAUUCGAAUUCCGGAAUUACGAAUGGGACUCCUUUCAUUUUUAAUUCCUUAUAGCUGAAUUAAUUGCACAACAACUUUUUAAUUGUAUUUUUAGUUCAUUAGAUAAGUUUUGGUGUAAAAUAACUACAGGAAAGAGGAAAAUAGUUCUUUAAUUAAUUAAAAUAAUAUCAUUUAAUGGAUAAUUCUAGAAUUUUAAUUUAUACCUUCAUCUACCAUUUAUUGCUACAGUUGGAACUACACUUCUGUGCCUUACUGAGUAGGUAAAGCGCUGUAUGAAAGUAUUCACGCAACACUGAAAUAUCGUGCAAGUAUCAAAUUUUUAUAUUACUUGCUAUUUCUAUAUUUCUCCAAUUUUAAGAGAUUCUGGUGAGUUUUAAGAGUUUUAUUUGCUUUCUUUGUUGGUCGAUGAUUUCUCAAUUUUUGAAAUUGGGUUAGCGUGGCAGCAUGCUGCCAGAGGGAUUUUCUCAGUUCUAGAAAUAUGUUAAAGCGAAUUCGCAUACACAAGCAUCUUGUUCCAAAAUUUCAAAUAGAAUUUCUCUUAUUUUUAAAAUCUUAUAUAUUAUUUGCAGUUCGAUGAUUUCUGCAGAUUUGAAAAUGAUUUUAACGGGUUCUUAAAAGUUGUAAUUGAGUUCUAUGUUCUUCGAAAAUAUCUGUACUUUUCUAACCUUGUGAUGUUUUGUUGCAAGAUAUACUCCCAUGGUUAUCAAAUUAUAUUAGAGCGCGAUCAUGUAUAAAAAUUUCCGUGUUAUAUUGGGGUUACUAAUAUUUGAAAGAUACCAAAAAUAAUUAAACAUAAUCUGUAUUCAUAUAGAUGACUAUAACAAUAAUAUCCAUUGCAGAUUGUAUUACAGCAAUAUUGCCUAAAUAGAAUUCAAUUCUUUAAAAUUUCUAUGCUCGGUAUCAUAAACUCCUUCGAGAUUAUUUCUUCAAUACUUUUUGCACAGUUUUACUGCCGAUGAAUUUUUACUUAUAAAGUGACUGAGUUUUACAAAAGCAAUUUGUUCAAAAGAACUGUUAUUUAGCCUUACGGAGCAAUAUGAAGCCUUAUGAAAAUUUAAAUAGCUACAUGUUGAAAUAGCAUUGCUCGUUCAGUUUGGAAAUAUUUUCCUCAUUAGCUCUUUUCAUACAUUAUUAAUUCUCCGUUAAUCGCAGUUCUUGGUUAGAUUUAAGAUUACAGUACGGUUUCGCUACUACACUCGGGGAACGUUCGCCAAUCGUUAAAAUGCUUGUCAAACGGACACCACUUUGGCAAAUUACCUGGGUUUUUCUUAAAUACCCAAAAUUUCACUUGAAAACAAAAAAUAUUUUGCUGCAUACCUAUAGAAUUUGAAAAUAUCUGAAUUUCUGUAUUUGGCGAUUCAAUGAGUUCGGCAUGUUUUAUUUAUGCGACUAUAUUGUUAUUCGUAUUUGUAUUAUUACUGCGACUAACGGAGAUUUAAAUGCAUAAGGCAUCUGAAACUUUAAGAAUUUCUAUUUAUCAGAUUACGGAUUAUUUAAUCAGAUUAUUUAUUUUUAAUUUAUGUGUCCCAGAAAUUAUAUAUCAUCAAAAUUGUCUUAGUCCUCUGUAAAAAGUAAUAUAAAACAAUUUAUGCUAUUCAAUUAGUUAAAUUUGUUUAAGCCAGAGACAGUCACAUUUUUAAAAUGCAAAUGUGCCGUUUUGUUCAAUGAAUGUGUUACAGUCAUAGAACUUUAGAAAUGCAUGAAUAAUUCGAAUUUCUAUAUGUGUAUUAGUUAUUUCAAAAAUUUUUUUCAUCUAUGUAUGACUUAGACGAAAUAUGAGAAAAUGGUUCUUGAGAUUUGAUGGAUUUUUCUCUAGAUGGUGUUUAUUGACUCAUAAAAAUAGCAAGCUGGGACAAAUAUUCACGGAAGACAAAAUUUAUGAAUAAAAAAAAUAUUUUGUAAUUUUUGACAAAGUGAAACAAAAUGACUUUUCAUCAGUCAAGUGCUUGAAAUAAACAUAACACAACUAUCAAAAUUUUUAUGAGAUGAAUUGUCUCAUUUCUAUUGAAGAUAACGUUUCAUUGUGAAACUUGUUAUAUUUUCAUCAUCAUAUUGAAAUUAAAUGCUAGAAAUUGAAAUCCUUAAUCCAAAUAAAAUAUCUAACAUAUUAUGGUAACGGAAUAUUCUUUGAAAUAUUCUCACGAUAUUUGUCCCAUCCUGUAAAAAUAAUAUUUUCCAUUCAUAAGGGAUAAAAGGAAAUGUGUUUGAUAAUAUUUUGUAAACUAGUUUCAAAUGUUAUAUAUACAUAUAUAUAUAUAUAUAUAUAUACACUGAAUGUCUUUCUAUUCUCACUGUCAUCAACAACAUGUUAUAUUAAGAUAUGCUGCUGCAUUUAAAGGAAUACUGUGCUUUCAUGUAUAUUUAAAUAUUUUCUUGAUCAUUUUUUAUGUUUCAGUGUUCUCUGUGUAAAACACUUUUCCUGUGGAAAAAUUCAUGAAAAUGUGAUCCAAGAUUAUUGUAAAGUAUCGAAUGUAAAGAUCGCAUCUAUGUUUUAAAUAUAAUAAAUUA
Argiope bruennichi is the source of this 10594-nucleotide messenger RNA. RefSeq names its product potassium channel subfamily K member 1-like. The transcript is spliced from 5 exons. Gene Ontology annotation, biological process: stabilization of membrane potential; potassium ion transmembrane transport. Gene Ontology annotation, molecular function: potassium ion leak channel activity. The record is from RefSeq and is a predicted model, not a curated record. NCBI's taxonomy places the organism in Eukaryota, Metazoa, Arthropoda, Arachnida, Araneae, Araneidae. Gene Ontology annotation, cellular component: membrane. Bases 1 to 963 code for a protein of 320 amino acids.